CCUGGAAUUGAAGCAGUUGGCCAUCAGGAAAAGUGUAAGACAGGAGCACAAGAGGUGAGCAGUGAGAGAGAAGUGCUGAGCAGGGGGUCAGCAUACAUCUCUGAUCUCUCUCUCCUUAAGUUUGUCCCCAAGAAUGGCGUCUCUUCUCCCUCUUCAGACCGCUUCUCAGUCCUUUUACUCCCAUCGACCUUAUUUCACCUGCUCCAUACGGUCACACUCUACUAAUCCUGUCGCGGCAUUCAAGGCGAAGCCCAUAUCUCUCAACGCCCCUCUUGUUUCUUUGGUCGAAGAUUCUUCUCCUGCUUCACCAGACGUUGUCUCCAUUGAAGCUGAAUCUGCCAUUGAAGAUGCAGACAAGUUCCUUCUGAGGCACAUACUGUUAUCCCAACUGGGGCUCAUUUAUAGGGCGUGUAAGGCUUGUGGGAGAGAGGAACUAGAGAAGGGCUGCAAUGGCGAGGGAAGGAUUCAAGGGGGAAUAGCAACAGUCCCUGGUUUUGGCUGGUGGCCCAUAAAAGCGUACAGGCCUUGUCCUGGGUAUGUGGCAUCUGGUGGUAAGUACAGGCGACGUGGGCAAAACAUGGACGAGGUUGCCUUUGGAGGUGGCAGAAGAGAACCUUCAGUGAUCAGCACUGAUGAGGUUCCAGCAAGCAAAGAGAGGCCAAAUCCAAGGAGAUUCAAAACGUAAGAAUUUAAGGAGAGAUCUUUCAAUUACAUGUGGUUCAUUCAAGGGCAGGUGAGCUUAUUGCUGUGUUCGAGGGUGUACAACUGGGAUGAAAUGAGCUUGAAUCAUCUUGAAAGUGUUUUUAAGUGGAAGUAGUGGAAAGAAAAAGAGAAGAAUGAAAUCAAACUUUCACCUGAUCUUGUUGUAUUUCAUAAACUGUAACUACACUCUAGGAACAAAUUUUUUUAUGGCAGUCUUGUAUAUUCUUACAGGAUUUCCUUUGGCUUUU
Messenger RNA from Macadamia integrifolia, 950 nucleotides. RefSeq lists its product as uncharacterized. Gene Ontology annotation, cellular component: chloroplast. NCBI's taxonomy places the organism in Eukaryota, Viridiplantae, Streptophyta, Magnoliopsida, Proteales, Proteaceae. The transcript is spliced from 3 exons. The record is from RefSeq and is a predicted model, not a curated record. The coding region runs from base 134 to 685 and encodes 183 amino acids.